GGAAACUUUUCGUGGACGCACAGAGGAAAGACUUGUUUACAAACAGAAGAAAAUGUCCCAAAGAAACUGAAAGUGAUGUCGAAGAUUGGAGGAAUUUGCGGUACAGAUUUGUUAACGGUAUGGAGGCUGUAAGGAGGCAUCAGCGAGUAUAAACCUGAAUCUCUCCAGGUGUUUUCAGGGGUAAGUUUUCUCUGCCUGGUUUUUGAGUUUCUCUGGGCUGACUCAUGGUCGACAGAAGAAAAGUGUUUAGUGGAUUUGAGGAUCAAGUUGCGCGUCAGCUAACAACAAGUACCCUGUUACUACUAUCUAAGUUUGAGUUUUGUUUUAGUUUCAGUUGUUUUAGCUAGUUUACAGCUCAGCAGGUCUGGCUCCCUUUAUCUGAAGACAUGUAAUCCAGCUGUGUUCACAUAAACUAACACUUUCAGGUCCUACAUACACCACCGAGUACAGCUAUACCACGACACAUGACGGUGUACUGUCUUCAUGUGCAGACUUGUUUUAUUCUUACUGUAGUGUUACACAUUCAGCAGCACUCAUCUUUCUUCACCGUUUAAUCUCAACUCUAUCUGCAAUAACCCAAAGACUGAAAAACUGCGAUACUAUCAAUGGCCUCUACUGUGGAUAUUAUUCUCCUGCUGCGUACUGCAUCAUACAGUAAGUCAGAUAUGAUCAGAAGCAGUAAAAAUAGCUGAUUAUAUCUGUUUUUUGACAGUAAGAUUAAAUACUUUUGAGUUAUCAACAAAGCAGAAUAUUUAAGGAUAUCCCUUUGGGCUUAGAGAAACACUGAUAAACAAUUCCAGCGUUUUCUGACAUGCUGUGACUGGACAGUCAAUCAAUAAUAGAUCAACAAUGAAAAUAACUGUGAAUGCAUUGAUAACUGGGUAUUAUGUCUGCUUUGCAAUCAGGAAUACUAAAGAAAAUAACAGAUUGUUGCCUAUGGUGAUUUUAACAGAAUAUAUUUUUUUGAUUGAAUAAAUGAAUGAAUGAAUUGAUUUAACAUAAACAUCUUAGAAACUGAGAAUUUUAUACAAUUUAUCUUUAGGAAUGACUCCAGAGUUUGGCGAGUUGAUUGAUCGAGUCAUUUUUUAUGUGGAUGUUUUCCUGUCAACAUGUCAAACUUCACUUUCUCUCCUCUCUCAAAAAUGUUAUUGCAAGAGAUUUCUUAAUAAAUCCCAUUGAGGUGCCGGUUUAAGAUGUGUGGGCUUAAAAUUGCAUGCGUCACUGAGUUUAUUCAUUUGAUUUACGUAUUCAUUCUAGACGUACUCUGCUGGUCUUUCUGUGGGGGCAGUGAGAUAAAGCUGAGCAGGUGGAGCGUCCAAGUUACACAGAGGUGUUGGCUGUGGGCAGUCAGCAGGACACAUGGCAGAGGAGAGCAACAAGCUGACACUGAGGCGCCUUGAGGCACCGAUCCACAAGUUUAUUAAAGUGGCUCUUCCCACGGACCUAGAGAGGCUGCAGAAACACCACAGUAACAUACUGAAGGUGACGGCAAAAAUCUGGCUCCCCACAUGAUAGCACCCUCACAUCCACUCUGUCACUUCCGCUCCACAGAUGGAUAACAGAUCGUUUUUCCUUUUUUCUGUCUUUUUUUGUUUGUUUGUUUGUUUUGUUUGUUUUUGCAGUACCAAAAGAGCCAGCAAUGGGAUCGCCUUCAUCAAGAGCACAUCAAUGCCAGCAGAACUGUUCAGGUAUAAAAUAAUCCUCUGUUACUGAACGGUUUCUUCUUAACACCAAUUAAAGCAUAAUUUCCUUCUUUUACGUCAUCACUAAGACAGCUUGUGUUUUAUUCAAGCUAGAGCCUUACAGAUAUGUGAAUGUGGGGAUUGUUUAGAAGAUGCUGUGACUCAUUGGCUCUCAGAAUUCCUAAGCAAGCAUGACCAAGCAACUGCAGACUCUGUUAUUUCUUUCAAGUUGUCUUAACCCUUGAGAGCUCAGUUUUUAAAAAACAAAUCAGUUUAAUUUUACUAAUAGUCGGACUAACACAAAGGAUUUCUCCCUAAACCUAAACCUAAUUCAACCCAGUCACCCCACCAACAACAAAGUGAACUUUGUUUCAUCUGGAAAGAAAACAAAGCAGAUUAACAGUUAGAUUUUUAAUACAAAGCCCAACUUAUGAACUGUUUCUGAAACUUUUAAAAAACUCGCCUUUGCUUUUCUCAGCAGAUGGAUUUUUUUAGAUGCCUUUUAGGAGACGGUUGUUUAUGGUACCGGACCGGGCUUGUCAUCACAACAUAACUAUCUCCAAAUUAACUGUAGCACUAAAUCUGCUCAUGAAGGCAAAGAGACAGAGUUCAACAAUCGGAGAAAUCUGUUAGAAUAACAAAUGUACCGUCUUCUUGCCUGUGAAAAUGUGCUUUUUGUUCAUUUAUGCAAAUAUAAGCAUACCUCUCACACUGUGACGAUAUUACAGUGUGAAUAAAUAAACUCUAUGUAGAAACUUACUCUAGAAAUCAGGGCAGAAAAAGAGCUGCAACCCAAACCUCCAGUGUACCGUCUCUUGUGUGCGAGCACUUGCUUACUUGUUCACAUGGUGGAUGUGAAUGCCUCAGGGGAAGUUGUUGCCUGGAAGCGACCAUGUCUCUAAAGGUGAAAUAACUCCAAGCAGUCGCACACCUAUCCUCUCACCAUUACCCUGCAAACUCCGGGGACACACAGCAAGUGCUUUCUCGUGUCUUCAUGGUGUUAAUCAAGAGUAAGACAUAGACUACUCUGCUUUAUAUGUGUGUGUUUGUGUGCAUGUGGUCCACAGUGCUCAAGGAUAAACAAGUUAGAGGAAAGAUACAUAUAUGGAUCAUCUUUUUUAGUCUGUCUGUCUCUGACCCUGGGUGUCUUUAUCUUUUAUUGCCCCCCUACCAGUGAGAAAAACGGCAGGCUCUCAUAUUUGAUUUAUUCCACCAGAUUAGCGCAUAGCUAACCAUCAAUAGAAGAAGCUCUGUCAGACCCAGUAAUCUCUUGUACAUUGUGAAAGAGGGGAGCAGGGUCAGCACUGUUCUCUAAUGUAUGUCUGCUGUUAAAGCGUGUGUUUUAACCUGCUUGGUUAUGGUUAAUUUGCAGUCUGACAGGUUCCUGACCUGUCUAUUUCUGUAUUAAUCAGUGUGUUUUUCAGUUUUAUGCACAUGUAUGUUUAUUCAUGCUGUGUAAUUAGCAGAAUGUGUUAUCGGCAGCAUAUUGACCCCUUGAGACCAGGUCGUACCUUGGCCUGAAAGACUGAUGGCUUGGAUGUAAUCCUCCUGUCACCCUCAGGGCAUAGUAGGGAGCGAGGGGGGGCCUGUGUGCCCGAGCCUCAUAACUCGACCUAAUUAAACCCAGAUCCCAAUGUACGUAUGUUUACACACACAUGACGGUUUACUGGAAGUCUGGACCUGUCCUCGUGGGGAUUUCUCAGGGGCAACAGGUAGAGAAGAAACAUUUGAUUGCAGUUUUAAGUUUUUGCCUAGUGUUAAUUUGUUGUGAGGCAACAUGGAAGUACAGAUUGAUAUCAUAGAAAUGGCGUUCUCUGUUGUGUGUCUUGAAUAUUUUUGCCAAGAGAGUUAAAUGUUACUGUAGAUUGGUCAUACCUUUGUCUCUCGAGAUUGGAGAAGUUUAGUGAUUUCAGGUCAUAGCGGAUACCACAUAGUGGGAUCUGAGACAUCGUACCCUGAAGUCCUCAGCCAAGGGUCUGCUGACUAUUCUUCAGUCCAGGCUGAGGACCAAGGGGAACCAGACUUUUUCUGUCAGGGCCCCGCUCUCUAGAACAAACUGAGGAGAUCAGACUGGCAAGUUCCUUAUCCUCUUUCGAAUCUCAUUUAAAAAACCUUUUUUCUAAGUGCUUUUACUGGAUGUGACUUUUAACUUAGCUCUUAACUUUUGAUUUAUUCUUAACUCAUUUAUUUUAUUUUAUCUCAUCAUUAUCAUCAUAAUUAUUUUUAACUUAUUUUAGAAACUUUUAACAUGGUUUGAGUUUCCUCUUUUAUCGAAUUCUAAAUCAUUCCUUUUGACUGACUGUUUUUGACUGAUGUCAGCUGCUGUAUGUUCUUCCUCUAUUUCUAUUCUGUUUUUAUGAUGUGAAGCAGUUUGUUACUCUAAAAGUGCUUUAUAAAUAAAGUUGAUAUUAUUAUUAUCAUUAUUAUUGUUACCCUCGUUUCUAUGUGAAAUGAUUUCUAUAAACACUAUAUGCCUGACCCAGAAUAUUUAGAGCAUUCAAAGGCAGGAAAAGUUAAGCUGCAGGAAUGAUGCUAAGCCUCUGAGAGCAUUAGUCAACACAAAAGUGUUUUUUUGUGUGUGUAACUUCUAAAGCCCCUGUGAGAAACUGACUAAAAUAAAUACUGACGCCUGUGUUCGGGCAGCAAAAGAAAAACAGACUAACAGCUGUAAAAAAAAAAAAAAAGAUUUUUAUCUUUAUUUUGUUAUUUAACUGUCACCACUGCUGUAGGGAGAGUGUUAAAUGAGGUGUUUAAUCGUACACUGCCUUUCCCAAAGUUUUAGCAUGCCUAACUUUCAUUGUGUUUGAGUAAUUUAGACAUUAAAAACUGGGACAGGUGAGAUUUUUCGGCUCACACCUUUAAUAGAAGAGAUUAGCAAAGAAAUAAGGCUUGCCCUUUGUCCACAGAGGGUGUCAGAAGUGAGCUUUAACUAAUAAGAAAUAAAUCAUUACAAUGUUGGAGUAUAAUACAUUUAUUGCUGAUAUUCUCAAGAUAAAUUUGCCACACACAUCGCAUUACUGCUAUUCUACCUUUGCAUGAUCCCCUAAAGUCUGCUCUUUUAGUUAGAGGGUUUUAAAAUGUUUGAUCAGGUUGGUGAAAUACCACAUGCAUCCCCAAGAAUGGUAUCAUUACCUCUACAACUGUCAACACCUUACAUUUUAUUACUGAUUUGUUUGGCCCUUUUUAAAUAUCAGUCUCCUGCCUCUACUCUGUGUCCCUGCAGCAGCUGAGAGCUAACAUCAGAGAGAUGGAGAAGCUGUGCGCUCGGGUCCGUGCUGAAGACGCAGCCUCCCUGGAAGCGCUAGUAACACCAAUCCGAGACAGGGCGUCAGCAGCAGCACGAGACUUCCUACUUCUACACUCUAACCCAGUCUCACAGCCUGUCCCGGCACCUGCAACUCAGCCAACCAGCUGUGUGUCCACUUCGGAUGAAGAUAUCGAUGAGGAGUUGGUGUCUGGCAGGCAAUUCCAGCUCCGCCUUCCAGAAAUCCCUUCAGAUCAGAGCGCAGCAGAGUCUUGGGACAACCUGGAGGAGGUACGCAUGCACAGACUAAAGAAUUUCCUCGUGAUUUUGACAAAACCUACAAUGGAGAGUUCAGAUAUCAAUGAUUUCUACGAGUUUAGAACUUUUUCUGCCGAUUGGUUUACUAGUUACAGAUUGUCCUGCUGUUGUUUCCCUAAAUAUUCACAGCCGUCUGACCCUUGUCCUAUGAAAUAAUAAAUAAGUGAUCAUAUCCAUUGAUACUGGCCUGAUAAAACUAGUUUUAACAAUAGUGUCAUCAAACUUAGUUCAUCAUACCUAAUGAACAGCAUUCAAAAUAUGUAACUUUUUCGCAGUGAUAUUUUUCUCCGUUUUAAGUAGCUGAUACUAACUCUUGGAAGUAACUGCGUAAGAUAUUCCUGUAUCCUUGUUUUAAAAAAAUUUAGCUUUGCCAAUAACACAUGGCAAAAGUUUGAAUUCAUUGCAAUUAUUGAAAAACAUGUAAAAAUUUUUGAUAAACAAGCCUCAUCAUGCGUACAUUUUACCUAUCUGACGGGUGUAAUGACGAUGCUGUCACAUUGUUUUGAUGCAGUUAAAUGAAGCUCAAGCGAGCUAUCAGGAUCCAAUUUAGAAAAAAGUUUUUGGAUUCAGGAAAGACGUUUUGCAAACACCAGUACUGAUUAAUCAUGGAGGACACUAGAUAGACGUACACUACAGAUAUGGGAUACAGCCAGUGUGCAUAUUUUUAAUACUUUCAUAUGGAGACCACAGCACUGGAUAAUGUAAACAAACAGCAUAUUUCUUGUUUUGUUUUUGCGGAAUGUGUGGAAAGUUUUGCUGCAGACCAAAAAUCAGAUAUUGAUGGAAAGAGCUGGUCACUAAUUUAUCAAUAAUGGUCUUAUUCUAGCCAGAAUGGACAACCAGGACCUGAGGCUAAAGAAGCAAAAUGCGAUACAGUCAAAGUGUGCUUUUUUAAAGUUUGAUCAAUUUAAUUGAUCCCUAUAUAAUGUGAUAUUCACACACCAAAUCAAAUUAGUUUCAAUCUUUGAUCUGUGAUUUAUGUUUCCAUGAUUGUACACAUGAUUUAUAGCAAGUGUAAGAUGAUGUAAUGCAGCUGACCUCUUUUGUUUCUGCUGAAAUCCUGACUUCAUGCCGCGCUACUGUUACACAAGGCCAUUCAAAAUGCAUAAAUGAAAAUGAGAAUGAAUGUGAUCGGUAUGAUGUAAUAACAAGGUAAUUUUUUCUCUUGUAGGAUCUGAAGGAGCUGAGUGGUUUAGUGACCGAGUUCUCUCUGCUUGUCCAUGUGAGUGUUCACUCUUGACUCCUCUGUGAGCUGCCUAGCUGCUACAUUUACAUUUCUACACUAUAUCCAUUUCCCUCUCAUACAUGUGUGCACAGCUACCCCAGUGAGCCAAGAACAAUGUAACAGGGACUCUUCAUCUAUAUAACAUUUCCAGGAAGUGGUGUGUGUGUGCAUUUGACCAUGUGUGCUCGUGUUGCCUGGUGAAGCUGCUGUGAGAGGAGGUUACGCAGAUCAGCUCAGUGCUGCUGGGGCCCUCACUAAGGCAAGAGGGAGAGAUUGAGGAGGACACAAGGAUGAGAGGAAGGAUUUAGGGGGAGGGUGGAAGAUUGUCCACAGGGUGGAGAGGCAAGGAACCAGGAACACAUCGCAGGAGCAGGUGGAGAACAGACGGUGUAGAUUAUCACUCUGUCCUGAGGGAUGGAGAGAGAGGAGCAAGGAGAGAGUAACAGAGAAAAGAAAGAGUGAGUGAAGAUGUAGUAGCCAUGAAAGCAUGGUUAGAAAGAGCAUUGACAUGUUGUUUCGUCGUCUCGAGGGUGAAAAACACCGUUAGGGGAGAAAUAUUCCAGCGCUCAGCCACAGUGGAAACACCGAGGGAGUGUGUGGUCGUGUCUUUUUCUGUACAUGCGUCAUGUUUGUGUCUGCUCCGAUGUCAGUGUUUUCAUCUGAAGGUUUUCUAUCUUAUCAUGUCUUAGUACUAUGAGCGUAAUUAGGAAGGAACAGUGUAGAAAACAGAAAACAGAAAACUACAACAAGUAUAAGAAGAGCAGCGUAAUGAACAGUAGACAUGUGCACGGGUUGGCAGAGUGUUAUUAUACAUGUUAUAUCUGAAGUUACAGACUCAAGUUUGAGUAGACACAAGGAAAAAAAACAUUAAAUUAAAAUUUACUUAAUUUCUCCAGAUUUUGGCUGUUUUAGUUUUAUAGAAAAAAUGAGAAUCGAAGGCAAAAUGAGUGGAUCACAUUACUUAGGGGGCUAUUUUUGCCUUUAUUAGACUGGCCAGCUGGAAAGAGACAGGGAAUGAGGGGAGAGGAGAGUCGGGGAAUGUAUGCUACAAGAGGUCAAGUCCAGGAGUUGAACCUAUGACCUUUUAACCUAUGACCUUUGUACUCAACUAUGUGCAGAGGGCAUGCAGUUGAACCACUAAAACAACUAAUACCAUUUUUCUCCGAACUCAAGUGUUCUUACUUAAGUGAAGAAAGAACUUUUUUGGUAAGAUGCACAAAUUCAUAAAUUAAAAAAGGCUUUUUAUUUUUCCUUUUAAAAACCAUCAUUUUGAAAAAUUCUUUGUGACUGUUUUUGGGGAACUUUAUACUUUUUUUAUUUCUAUGGCUGCAAGAGCUGAUAAAUUCGAUCGUUUUAGCAUCUCUAAUACUCAAAAAGUCUUUCCUCAUUUUUGUCAUUGAAUUGUACAUUAUAAAUCUAUGAAACUGGGACAGUUGGAAGAAUAAAAUCCAAACAGUCAAAUUCCAAUUUUUGGUUGUAGAAAAUUAUAAUGCGCCUUUUUUUCUACUUUCUUACAAUGUAAUCCACCAAAUGUGUCUGAAACAGUGUGGCUGUCAUGCUACGGUCCUAGACAGAUCUGUCCAAAACUUAAACACAAAAGACUUCUGCAAGAAAUGUGAUCUAUAAUGUUUGUCAAUUGUUUAACUUUUGAGCUCAGAUUGAGGAGAUGAACAGAGGGAGAGGAGUCACAUAGGAGAGAUGAGGAAGAGUAGGAAGGGAACAGUGCCCUGCUUGUUGUUUGGCCACUGUGUCCAUCCAGCUCUCACAUGGAGAGAGACAGCUGCCUCUCUAAAUAUUUCAUGAGAUUUACACAAUGCCACACACACACUCACUCACACACACACACACUCACACACACACACACACACACACACUUCCUGUGUUAACGUGUGCCAUGGAGCAGAAUUUAGACACAUAGAAACGUACUGUAUGACAGGUGGCUGCUCUGUCAUAUGUGUGUGUGUGUGUAUUGCAUGUGUGUAAACUGAGGUGAAUGUGCUGGCUCGUGUGUGUGUUAUUGUGUGUGUAACCUCUGUGCAUCAGUCCCAGCAGGAGAAGAUUGACAGCAUAGAGGACAACGUCAACACAGCCGCUGCCAACGUGGAGGAGGGGACCAAGAGCCUGGGGAAGGUGUGUAUAUAUGUGUGUGUGUGUGUAUGUCUGUGUGUGCCAUGAUGAUCUUGUGUGUGCGUGUGUGUGUGUGGUAGUGUUUGGGAGAUGGGGAGAUCGAUGGCACUUUGCCUCCCAGCCAUUCCACAGCGUUUGUCCCUAUUGAUCCACACGAAUACGGAGGAAAGAUGCAAUUAAGGAAAUAGAGAGAGGAGAGGAGGGGAGGAAGAGUGAUAGAGAGGUGACAAGUGAGAGUGUGUAAGUGUGUGUGUCCCUGUGUGUGUUCUAUUAAGAAGCGGUUUGAAUGACUGUUUAAUAGUUUUUCAAGAGCAGCAUCCGGACUUCCAUUAUCAAUUCAAUACACUCUCACACACCAAGUGUAACUCAGACGGACAACUCAGCGCCCUUCACACAUAUUACGCACUUGGAGUGUUGAACUUUUUGUCCCUAAUACUUGGUAUGAAUCACCUGUGCUCCUACGUCAACUACACAAACACACACAAGUGCAAAGUUUUCAAAAAAUACAAGAUUUUACUCACUUUACCUGCGUUUUUUUUUUUGUUUAAAGUGGAAGAUAAACGGCGCUCAUCAGAUGAAGAACCCUUUUUUUUUUGAUCUUACACUUUUAGGCACAUAAUGGAGGUGUGAAGCCUUUCCACUGUAAUGACACUCUCUCUCAGAGGCGAUGGCGAUGACACAGUUGUGAUUUUUUGUGUGCUGAAGUGAACCUUUUCAUAGCUCACACAGGACAGAAGAUAACCUAGAAACGAAAAACUCAUUUCUUCAGGGCUUUUUCAACAAUUAUCUGAGGCUGUCUGUUCAUUUAAGUCAAAAAGAAAAACAUUCUUUCAGACAUGUCUAAUACUGAGCCAUGCAGAUGAGGAUUUGUCCCAGCAAAUGGGAUUUCUGCCACCACUUAAUGAUUAAUAAGGCGAACUAAAUUCAUUUUGUGGUGCUCAAAAGCAUCGGAAUAAAGACUUUUUGCUGAUUGAAAAAUGCGUGUAUGUCAGUCUGGAUAAUCCGCACAGUUUAAGGACGUGUGUCACGUAGAUUAUUUCUUUAUUAAAAUGUGGCUCGAGUGUAAACAGAAGCGCUGACAGAAAAGUCUGUUGAAAGAGAAUCUGUUGUUGGGGUACGUUUGGUUUGUCAUCUACUGAAGAGCUGGCGUUUAUUUUGAUCAGGAUUCACCUCCUAAGAUUUUGGAACAUGUUGAGAUCAAACCAAGACUGUCUUUGUGAGCAGACACACACACACACACAGUUUCUUUUUGCAGUGUAACCUCACUGACUGACUCUUCAAAGUUUUAAAUAGAAGUCUUAACAUUUUUUAAAUAAAAUCAACUCAUUUAGAAAAGAAAAAAUAAACAAAACUGUUAAAUGAAAUUGAAUUUACCCAAACCGCGACACAACAAAGGUUGACUGCUCCGUCUGGGUAGGGGAAGGGUGGUGGGGAUGCACGCGGAAAUAAAGCAGAUGAGAGGGGUGUCAGAUGUUUUAACUUGUUUGAAAGCUUGUAAUCUGUCAUCAGGUCAAACUGCAUUACACACACACAAACACACACACACGCGCACUCAUUUCCUCCAUCCUCUACAACCUGCACCCAGACUCCUUUUAACUCCUCUCAGAUGAAAUUAAAAUUCCCUUGACUGCCACAGGGGUUGGGACAAGCAACGCUAGCUUUUGAACUAGAUUAAUUUAAUGGUGAAGUGUUAAUCAAAUGUGUGUCCCUGUGCAAGCGUGUGUGUGUGUAUAUAUCAUUAAUUGUCAUCAGCAAAAAGCACCUUCCACUCUGAUGAUAGCCGUAAUAACACACAGGCCACAUCUCUCUGAUUUCUCCUAAAUACAGAUAAUGAAAAAGCUUUGAUGCAGCAAUGGAAGGGGCUGAUUUUCAUUUACUGGCUUGUUUGUGUCUUUUUUUUUUUCUCUCUUUCGCCCUUCCCCGAGUCGAUUUGUGAUCAUGAAAGGAUAGAGGCGUCCAAACUCUCUCACAGAUUCUCUUAAAGCCUCGACUAAUGCCUUCCAAAGGUGUGUGUAUGUGGGUGUUAAAUUAGAACAUAUCUCUUCUUCCUGUCUCUCCAGGCGGUGGGCUACAAGUUGGCAGUGUUGCCGGUUGCCGGGGCGCUGCUGGGCGGCGUGUUAGGAGGUCCUCUUGGCCUGCUGGCUGGGUUCAAAGCUGCAGGGGUGGCUGCUGCUUUGGGAGGGGGCGCCUUGGGGUUUGCAGGAGGAAACCUAGUACAGAAACACCGCAAAGCCAGGGUGGAACUACAGAUGAAACAACUGACAGCACCUCCACCUGAAUCACCUGAGAAUCCAGAGUCAAGCAAAGACAAAUGACCCAGAAGCUGCGGUCAGUCCUCUGACCUCCAGGGCUGAAAAACCACUGCCAACUGAGUAUUCAGAAGCACAGAGUCGACCUCCUGUUCACAAGCCUUACAGACAAUCCUUAUCAGAUGUUUUGUGAAAUAAACACAAAAUAACAGCCUUAUUCAGGAGUCACAAGCUCCAUUAGAUGUGAUUGUGCUUUUAAAAACAAAGCUAUUUUAUGCACACUAGUGACUCUAUCUUAUGAACAGUCUUGCAGUUAUUAACACUACAGCUCUUAGUUUGAAAUGGCUAUGGGCAGUUUUUAUUUAAAAAAGUAUCUUGAGCACAAAUUCACAAAGUAUAAUCAGUUUUAACAAGCUCCACCCUUCUGCCGUUAUCACUGCUAAGAGUCCGGUUAGUGCUUUCCUGCUGAAACUAAUAUUCAAAUGUGAGUAGCGUAUAACAGAACUGAAUAAUGUAAAUAAAAAGGUUCUGCUUAUACAUUUCAAUAAUUUAUACGGUUUGUGCUUUGACUUGUUUUUGCCAAGUAUGAGAGCAAUUACUGCACAAAAACAAAAACUGCACCAAAGUGCCACUUUUCAAAAAGCCACGUGUGUAAAUGAGCCAUGUGUCGACUACCUUGUUGUGAAUAAAUGUGUUUUUUUUCCAA
Messenger RNA from Xyrichtys novacula (pearly razorfish), 11551 nucleotides. NCBI's taxonomy places the organism in Eukaryota, Metazoa, Chordata, Actinopteri, Labriformes, Labridae. The record is from the annotation of a GenBank genome assembly.